Quercus robur (English oak) is the source of this 2491-nucleotide messenger RNA. Its product is annotated as L-type lectin-domain containing receptor kinase SIT2-like. Gene Ontology annotation, biological process: protein phosphorylation. The transcript has a single exon. Gene Ontology annotation, cellular component: plasma membrane. Gene Ontology annotation, molecular function: ATP binding; carbohydrate binding; protein kinase activity. Lineage: Eukaryota; Viridiplantae; Streptophyta; Magnoliopsida; Fagales; Fagaceae. The record is from RefSeq and is a predicted model, not a curated record. Bases 246 to 2309 code for a protein of 687 amino acids.
UUGUGUAUCAAGAAACAUUUUUUCAUCGUACUUAAAAAAAACAUGGAUGACCAGGAUUGCAUUUUUCUCAAGUUUACACUAGAGCUUCUUUUCCAAUCACAGUUCCUAUCUUCUUUGUGAGUCAACUGUUGUUAUCCCAUAACUAUAAUAACACAGAUACUGGUGUUAAACUUGGGCAAAGAAGAAGACAUAAAUCUCUGAGUCAAGUGACUCUUAAUCAAGACAAAACCCCUCUCUUCAGAAAAAUGGACCUUUUUCAACUUUUCCCAAUGGCUACAAUCCUUGUAUCACUUCAUUUCCUGAUAAUUUUCUAUGUUUCCAAUAUUCCCCUGGCCUUUGCUCAAAAUGAAAACCAAUUCAUCUACAAUGGAUUCCAUCCAGCCAAGCUGCAUCUUGAUGGCACUGCUCAACUUCUCAGCAAUGGUCUGCUGCAGCUAACCAAUAGCAAGAACAUUUCAUCCCCCCAAAUUGGUCAUGUCUUCUACCAAUUUCCUUUAAAAUUCAACACAACUUCCUCAGGUUCAACUCUAUCUCUUUCAUUUUCUACAAACUUUGUAUUUGCCAUUGUUCCACAAGUGCCAAGUAGUGGUGGUGGUCACGGCAUGACGUUCACCAUCAGUCCAUCGUGGAACUUUAUUCAAGCUGGAGGAAAUCAGUAUCUGGGACUCUUCAAUUCUUCAAAUGAUGGCCUUCCUGUGAACCACAUUUUGGCCAUUGAGCUUGAUACUAUUGUGAACCCAGAAUUUGGAGAUAUUGAUAGAAACCAUGUGGGAAUUGAUGUGAAUAGUCUGAACUCAACCGAAUCAGCUCCUGCAAUGUAUUUUUCCAAUAAAGAAGGGAAGAAUAUAAGCUUGGAGCUCACAAGUGGGAAUCCAAUGCAUCUUUGGAUAGACUAUGAUGAAGCAGAAAAGUUACUAAAUGUAACACUAGCCCCAACCAGAAUCCCAAAACCAAACUGGCCUCUCGUGUCAAAACCCAUUGAUCUGUCUCAAUAUCUCUUGGAAUCCAUGUAUGUUGGUUUCUCUGCAACUACUGGUUCCCGUGCUCCAAGUGACCAGUAUAUUCUUGGAUGGAGCUUUAAUAAAAGUGGACAAGCACAAAGCCUUGAUGUUUUGAAGCUUCCUUCACUUCCUCGACAAAGGAAAACAAAAGAGAUACCCAGACUAAUGAUCACAGUUUUUGUCAUAGCAGUGACGCUUGUGCUGAUAACAAUCACUGGGGCUGCUUACAUUAUAAGAAGGAAGAAAUAUGAAGAAAUACGUGAAGAUUGGGAAAGGGAGUAUGGUCCUCACCGGUUCAUCUAUAAAAAUCUCUACAAAGCAACCAAGGGUUUCUCAGACAAAGAGCUUCUUGGAGCAGGAGGUUUUGGAAACGUUUAUAGAGGAAUACUUCCUUCUUCCAAUGUACAAAUUGCAGUCAAGAGAGUCUCCCAUAAUUCCAAACAAGGGAUGAAGGAAUUUGUAGCUGAGAUUAUUAGCAUGGGAAGACUGAGGCACAGGAACUUGGUCCAGCUCCUGGGAUAUUGCCGGCGAAGAGGAGAACUCCUCUUGGUCUAUGAUUAUAUGUCCAACGGAAGCCUUGACAAGUUCUUAUAUAGCAAUGAAAAACCAAACCUUAGCUGGUUUCAACGAUUUCGAAUCAUCAAAGGUGUAGCAUCUGGCCUUCUUUACCUCCAUGAAGAAUGGGAACAGGUUGUUCUACACAGAGAUGUAAAAGCAAGUAAUGUUCUAUUAGAUGCUGAAUGGAAUGGAAGGCUAGGGGAUUUUGGCCUUGCCAGAUUAUAUGACCAUGGUACGAAUCCCCAAACCACCCAUGUGGUUGGAACUGUAGGUUAUUUGGCUCCAGAGAUUAUUAGAACAAGAAGGGCAACCACUUGCACUGAUGUGUUUUCUUUUGGGGCUUUCAUGCUUGAGGUGGCAUGUGGAAGGCGGCCUGUAGGGCAACAAGGACUAACCGAAGACAUAAUUUUGGUUGAUUGGGUGUUUGAGUGCUGGAGAAGAGGAGCUAUCCUUGAUGCUAGUGAUCCUAGAUUGGAAGGUAAUUAUGUGGGGGAGGAAAUGGAAUUGGUUUUGAAAUUAGGCCUGCUUUGCUCACACUCAGUGCCAACAGCUAGGCCUAACAUGAGGCAAGUGAUGCAAUUUUUGGAUGGCAAUGCCAAUCUACCAGAAUUACCAGAUGGAAGUACUUGUUUUGGUACACUUAACGGUAAUGAAGAGCAUGAUUUCUUAUUGCCGCUUCCUUCAUCAUCUGGCAAGGGUUCUGCUUCUUCCUUGUCUAGCACUGAUUCAAUCCUCAUAAAUGGUCGCUGAAUAAGUUUGUUUCAUGCUAUGGGUCAUAUAGACCAUGGAUUAAGGUUGGGACCAAAUCAACUGGUGGCAAAUAGAAAGCCAACUGAUUGCUUGGGGGUGGAGAGAAGAGAAAAGUGUAAAUUUUGAAGAAUAUGAUGUAUACAGUUUGUUUGGCUUAAUAUAGAAACUUCAUUUAGUUAGUA